AUGCACACAGGUGCAUUCGCAGUGGCUAAGAAACGGGCCUUCGGCUUGCAGGAAAAGCGUGAGGCUCUGGGCAGAGAUAUGACCACAAACGUCCAAGACAGUAUUUUUUGCUCUGAAGAAGAUAACAGCCUGUAUUUCACGUACAGUGGAAAAGCAAACGUUCUUGAGGUCAGAGAACUCAACUACCAGGUUAAUAUGGCAUCUCAGAUUCCCUGGUAUGAGAAACUAGCACAUAUGAAAAUGCCAUGGACCUGGAACUCAGGUCCAAAUUCUCAUGUGUCGGUCAUCCAGAAUCUGAAUUUGAAAGUUCAAAGUGGUCAGAUGCUAGCUAUUAUAGGAAGCACUGCUGGUGGAAAGACAUCACUGCUUGAUGUGAUAACCUGUCGGGAUCACGGAGGCAAAAUCAAGUCGGGUCAAAUCCUGAUCAAUGACAAACCCAGCACUCCCCAGCGUGUUAAGAAAUGCAUUGCACACGUGCGACAGGAUGACCGACUGCUCCCCCACCUGACUGUCAAAGAAACGCUAUUGUUCAUUGCCAAACUGCGCCUUCCAAAGUUUUUUUCAGAUUCACAAAGGAAAAAAAGGGUAGAAGAUGUUAUAGCUGAACUUCGGCUGCGUCAGUGCGCAAACACGCGGGUUGGGAACCAGUACCUCCGCGGCAUUUCGGGAGGAGAGAGGCGGCGAGUGAGCAUUGGCGUGCAGCUGCUCUGGAACCCGGGAAUACUGCUACUUGAUGAACCCACAUCUGGACUGGACAGUUUUACUGCACAUAACCUUGUGAUAACAUUAUCCAGGCUGGCCAGAGGAAACAGAUUAGUUCUUCUUUCAGUUCAUCAGCCCCGGUCAGAUAUCUUCCAACUUUUUGAUUUAGUUCUUCUGCUGACUUCUGGAGUCACUGUCUAUUCGGGAAUGGCUAGAGACAUGGUCCAGUAUUUCACAGAACUAGGCUAUCCCUGCCCGAAGUACAGCAAUCCUGCAGAUUUCUAUGUUGAUUUGACCAGUAUUGAUAAACAGAACACAGAAAAGGAGAUGGAAAGCCAAAGAAGAGCAAAUGCUCUUGCCAACUUGUUCCUAGAGAAAGUCAAAGACUUUGAUAAUUUCUUAUGGAAAGUUAAUCAAGGAGACGAUAGUGUGACCACAUCCAGCAAACAAAGCUCCCAUGUAAAUUCAGAAGAGUCUGUUAACAUACCUUCCCAUUCGGAUGAUCAGUUACCAGGAUUCCUAAAGCAGCUCACAGUAUUAUUAAGUCGCCAAGUCUCCAAUGACUUCAGAGAUCUUCCAACAUUAUUAAUCCAUGGAUUUGAGGCUCUUCUCAUGUCAUUAUUAAUUGGAUUUUUGUACUAUGGCCAUGAAGAAAGCAGACUCUCUAUUCGUGACACAACAGCACUGUUGUACAUGAUAGGUGCAUUAACCCCAUUCACAGUGAUUUUGGAUGUUAUUGCCAAAUGUCAUUCGGAAAGAGCAAUGCUUUAUCAUGACUUGGAGGAUGGAAUGUAUUCUGUGAGUCCAUACUUCUUUGCUAAGAUUUUGGGGGAGCUCCCAGAGCACUGCGCUUUUGUUAUCAUUUAUGGAAUUCCCAUCUACUGGCUGGCAAACCUCAGCUGUGAACCAGAACAUUUCCUUUUGAGCUUCCUCUCUGUGUGGCUGGCUGUUUACUGUGCCCGCACCAUGGCGCUCUGGAUGGCAGCACUGCUGCCCACCUUGCAGCUGUCAGCCUUCUUCAGCAAUGUCCUUUUCACGUCCUUCUACCUGAGCGGUGGUUUUGUGAUGAGCUUGGAAAACCUCUGGACAGUUCCAUUCUGGAUUUCUAAAAUAUCUUUUCUUAGAUGGAAUUUUCAAGGCCUGAUGCAAAUUCAUUUUAAUGAACCCACAUACCAGUUGACCCUUGGAAACAUUACCCUUCAAAUACCAGGAAAACUAGUAACUCAGUCUCUGGACCUGGAUUCGCAACCUCUCUAUGUGAGCUUUCUCAUCCUCGCUGGUAUUAUUAUUAGUUUUCUGAUUUUAUACUACUUGUCUCUGAGAUUCAUCAAGCAAAAAUCACAUCAAAACUGGUAACAGUUGUAACAGGCUACAAGGUCUCUUGCACAAAAACACUCAACAUCUUUGCUCAGCGUGAAAAGCAGCCAAGUUUAUUUUCUGCGACCUUUGUAGAUGUCAUUAAUUCUUCACAGCAAGAGGAGGUAUCUGCACAGUGUGCAGUAAUGAAGUGAGUCCUGUGAACCACAGGAUGGCAGCAAAUACCAACAGUGGGAAGCCAGGUUGUGCUCCUGGCUUCAGACUAUACUGUCACGGAUAAAGGAAACUAAAUUGAGACUUCCACAUUUUUAUUUUUGGCAUACGGUUUUAUAGGUGGCAAGAUCCGUCGGGUGAGUUAUCUACAUCUUGCAAUACCCUGAGCUAUGGGCCAUGGAUUUAGAAGGACCUAUCCCAAUUUAUAAUAGCUGAGAUUUUAGUCAAUAAUUUUUGAAUGUAUCGUGAUCAUGUACUUAAUUAAGAAACCUGUGGGAGAAGCAGUAUCGGCACACACAAAACACUGCUUUCUGUAGCAAGUAUAAAACUCAGCACUCAUACAGAAUAACGUAGAGGAAAGAAACAUGGAGAGAGAAUUUCACUGAAGCUUCGGGAGAACCUGGUAUAGGCAUGGACAGAAAACAAGUACUAAUUAUUCUUUAUUGUUUAUAAUUGCUCAAGCGCUUUAAGACUUUGACUGUGUUGUUCCACCUGCAUGCUGUUGAUGCCCAAAAUAAGUAAUUUCUCACUGUAUUGAUGAUUUCUUGUUACAGAUAAUUUUAUCUUACCUUCUUGUAUCGAUUUUUACAGUAUACAUACAUACAAACAGACUGUUAUUAAUCACAUCUUUCUCCAUGCUGAUACACAUCACAGCAAUUUGGCAAUUUUGGUUCCUAAGAUUCCCAGGUAGAAAAUGUCAAACCUAUCCACCCAGUAACUAAAAAUCUAAUGGUGCAGUCUACGAAAUGCUUGUAACUAUGCACUUACCUAUACGUAGUCAUAAGUCAAAUGGUCAGAAAAUUAGAUAAGGGCAAAUAAAUGACUGUAUGCACAAGCAGUCAUGGUAAGCACACCUGCACAUUGGGUACACAGUUGUGCAAAUAUUUUGUAUGAUUAGCUUGCUUAUUUUUACAAUGUUUGGAUGCAUAGCUAUGUGCUUGUAUACAUCUUAAAAAAAAAAAA
This is a messenger RNA of Struthio camelus australis, 3195 nucleotides long. The record is from RefSeq and is a predicted model, not a curated record. Lineage: Eukaryota; Metazoa; Chordata; Aves; Struthioniformes; Struthionidae.